Messenger RNA from Colletotrichum abscissum, 2688 nucleotides. RefSeq names its product RhaA is able to hydrolyze alpha-1. The record is from RefSeq and is a predicted model, not a curated record. Gene Ontology annotation, biological process: carbohydrate metabolic process. The transcript has 4 exons. NCBI's taxonomy places the organism in Eukaryota, Fungi, Ascomycota, Sordariomycetes, Glomerellales, Glomerellaceae. The coding region runs from base 1 to 2688 and encodes 895 amino acids.
AUGGUGAUCGAAAUGACACUAAUAAGCACACGAGACGAAGACAAGGACUGCUCUGCUCGGCUACCGAUGGCCCGAGCAGUCAUGCUUUCAGUUGCGAGGGCGACGCGACGUAAUCUGCUCGGAAUGGCAGUUUCACGUUUGUUGCUGGCGCUCGCAGCCGGUGCCGUUGGUGUUGUCGCCAAUGCGUCAAGCCUCAACUCGACCACGAGAAGCUUCACGGCCAAAGGCAUCGCUACCGGCACGGCAGCACAGCUGCAAACCUCCCCUUUCGCCCCGUUCACCCUAAGCCCGGAAAUCCCGCUGGCCACCUUGGAUUACGGAGCCGAGAGAGCGGGUUAUCCGAUCUUUGAAGUCUCCGCCCUCAGCGCCCCGGCCCAGAUCGAGGUGAAGUACACUGAGCACUUUGACGGGCUCGAUCAUCCGUUCGGCGACGGGCCGUACACCUUUUCCAAUCAGCUCAGCAACAGCUUCCGCGUCGAGACGUUCAACAUCACGUCUGUCGGCCGAGUCCAAUCCCCGCUCAUUCAAGGAGGGCAGAAAUGGCAAUCCAUCAGACUUUUGACGAAUGGCACUGUCUCUUUCUCGAGCGUGGGCUUCGAGGCGACGAUCGAUACUAUCGAGCCAGAGAAACUUCCGGGGCAGUUUGAGAGUGACGAUGAAAUUCUGAACGAGGUCUGGAAGCUUGGUGCUCGGGCAGCCACGGCGGCCUGCUUUGACAAGGGUACGCAAACGACAAUCUGGGAGGUCACUGAAGAGAACGGGGUGUUUGCGCGUAGCACCAGACCCUCGGUGACAUACAAGGGCACAACGUGGAGCAAUUACACUCUUGAGUUUGAUACCAAGAUCGAGAGGGGAGGCAGCUGGUGGGUAACGGGAGGAGUCAUCGCCGGCAAUGGAUACACCAUGCUCCUCACCGGCGAGCUUCCCGAGUCGAGCACCUUCGCGAACGUCAACAAGACUCUGACACCGCCCAACACUAUUUCACUGGCAUACGGUCCUGACUUUGUGAACCAGACAACACUCACAAGCUACUUGCUCGACGUCUUCGAGGUCCCGUUCACAGUGAAGGAGAAUGAGUGGUACCGCAUCAAAGCCUCCAUGGCUCCCACCGGCCACCUAGCAGUCUCUAUCAACGACACCCAGAUCCUCAACAUCUCGCGCUCCGACUACCCGUGGGCUCUCAGCUCCGGCACAGUCUCCUACACCGGGUCGCCUGACUUCAGCGGCUCCUUCGGCUUCGGGGCGUACCAAGACCAGGCAGCCUACUUCAAGAACGUGCACGUCUACGACACCGCUAACGGCUCCACGCUCUACUCAAACACCCUCACCGGCAACGCGGAAGACAUCCUCGCCGAAUACGGGACUCAAGCUAACAGUGAAGCCGCCUGCCUUGACGGUCCGAAGCGCGACCGCCUCAUCUGGCUCGGCGACUUUUACCACACGGCACGCAUCAUCGCCGUCAGCACGUCAAAGACGGAGCAGGCUAGGGGGACCCUGCAGCUGCUACUUGAUUCACAAAUCGCAAACGGGCAGAUGAACAUCUCGCCUAAUCUGGGCUACAACCUCUCCUCCGUCGCCGAUGCGUUAGCGCCGGCGGGGAGCUUCGGGCUGCAGGAUUACCAGCUCCUAGGCCUCAUGGCCUUCAACGACCACGUGCGUCUGACGAACGACCUCGAGUGGGCAAGAUCCACGUGGCCGCGAUGGCAGAGGGUGCUCGACUGGCUUCUGCCACAGAUCAACUCCACGACAGGGCUGUUAACUUUCGAUGGAGGGUUCGCGUUUACAGGGCCCGCUGACGGGGGAUCCGCGAUCGGAUGCGAGGCCGUUCAGACUCUCAACGGUGCUGCUGACGUGGCUGAUGCUCUCAAUGAUACGGCAUCUGCUACGCGAUACCGGGACGCGGCGACAUCGCUUGCGACUGCGAUCAACAAGCGUCUCUGGAACGAGGAGGCAGGCGCGUACGGUCUUUCGCCGGCUGAUCUGGACGGCAUUUCUGUGGCUGCAACGGCGUUCUGCAUCACUUCAGGCGUGGCGAAUGCAACACGCGCAUCGCGGUCUCUUGACGCUGUAUCACGCCUGAAGCUGGGACCGGGAUACAAGGAUACCUCGGCAGUGAGUUCCAACGACUCGAGCGUCAACAUCUCGCCCAACACCAAUGGCUUCCUGCUGGAAGCGCUGUUCAUCGGCAACGAGACGCAGGCAGCGAAAGAGUUGAUGGAGAGUCUCUGGGGCGCCAUGCUACCCGGCGACACGACCGCAGCGCAGAACAAGAGCGCGGUCGGCGCGAGCUGGGAGUACGUCAACGCCGCGACGCAACAGCCCGGCCUGGGACUGUUCACGAGCCUGAGUCAUCCGUGGGGCGGCGCCGCGACGUAUGUGCUAACGGAGUGGGCUACGGGGCUGCGGGCUGCUACGGGUGUUGACGGGUUUGGGUACAGGAACUGGGUGGUUUCGCCUGCGAGUGGUGUCGAGAUGGGGCUGAAGAGGGCGAGCGCCAAGGUUGUCACUGCGUUUGAAGGUGAGUUGAGUGUUGAGUGGAGGGUGCGCGAUGGUGAUAUUAGUGUUACUAUUCGGGCACCAGUCGGUACGCAGGGACAGUUUGUUUAUGGGAAUCAGAGCAUUGCGUUGCAUGGGAGGUCUGAGUAUCAGUUUACUGUCGACGCGUCGCUGAAUAAUGGUAUUGUUUAA